AUGGCCGAAACCACCGAUGAGCUCGUGUCCAGCCUAGGCACCUUGAGUGUAGACGACAAAAGCACCCAGCCUGCGGAGCCAACAUCCCUCCGUGCCAACUUCCCACUACCACGUGAACUACGCGAUCAUAUCUAUGGCUAUCUGCUCUCGCACGAGCACGUCCACGAGAAGCCAUGGUACACCCAUCCAAGCGAGCGCCGCGGCAAGUGGACGUCACCAGAGCGAUGCGAGGACGUACCAGUUCCAUCCCAACAUCCUGUCCGUCAACAAGGCAGUACGUCAGGAAGCUUUCGACGUAUUCGUCAAGAACCGAUUUGUGGUUGUGUCUUUCAAAUGGAAGCUGGCUUCCCAUGCCUUACACUGCUCCGGGAUGCCGAUCGUCACCGAGAACCAAUCUCACGUCGCGAAUUCAAGCAUUUCGUGCUUCGGGUACACCUCAAAGCACCUCCGGCCUACAAGACUACGAAGGACAAGAUCCAGUCGUGCCUGAUGCUCGGGAGCGAUUUGCCUGCGCUACACAAGGUGCUCCAAUAUGUGCACUACAUGAAUGAUUCGACAGCCGUGAUGGUCAUUGACCUGGCCGAUCGCAUCAGUCUAUCGACGGUCGCUGACAGCAAGACGAUUCUUCCUACCCUUACUUGCCGAUUUGAAGUUGCUGGACCCACCCGGCUUAACGGUGAUCAGCUUUCAUCGAUUCUCGCUGGGUUCAAAGAGGUGGUGCACGGAAAUCAGCAGGUGAACUUUUUGAACGUGCCGGAAUCGCACUCCGAACUGGUCGCGGCUGUGAAGAGGGUCAUGGCUCCACCAGCCGUCUGGGUGGACGCGAUGGCUUGGAAGAUGCAUGAAUCUCUCACGGCCUUCAAGGCUUCGGGGGACAGGCUGGCUCGAUCUGGCUGCAACAUGCAGGCAUCGGCAAAGUAUCGCCUCAUCUGUUCGAUCCUCGAUGCAUCAUUCGUCUUCCACGCGCCUCCAGAAGGGUACAUUUCCGAGUUCGGACAUGCUGCGACCGCACUCUUCGUUCUCAUGCUUAGCGCGACCGUCACGGAUGGUUUCCUCUGUCUAAGACGCGGGCAGGGAGAACAGAGAGUAGUUCGCCAUGCCCACGUAUUGCGCCUCAUGCUUGCACAGCUCUACGACAACUCUUUUCCUGACGUUAUGCGCAACACUCUCAUGUCAAUUUUGACGGGCAAUAGUCAAGCGUUGCACAUGGUGCACUGGUUCUUCACCCUCCAGGCAUUCCUAAUCCCGAAUCGCGACGUCCUGAAUGAGGGAGGAUCGCACACCAUAGUGGACAUGCACGCACUUCGAAAGUUCUUCUCUAACUCAGAGCACUUCCAGCGCGACUUGGAAGUAGUCAGCACGACUCUGAGCAAUCCGAAGAACCGCGACAGCUACUUUGCAAGGUCGGAGGGCACCUUCGCACACUUGUCAGAGAUGUGCUCUCUGGAAGACCUUCCCACGCAGAUCCUCGACAUUUGUCUUCCACCUGAGUUCAAGAAGCCAGAAGGGAUGGAGGGAUUCAUCAACAAGACCAGUCUGGCUGCGAUAUGGGCGUUCGAUCCCAAGACGGCAGCAGAGCUGGAAGGUGUGGACGUCCCUGAGCAAGACUCUUGA
Molecule: messenger RNA, 1614 nt
Organism: Saxophila tyrrhenica
Lineage: Eukaryota; Fungi; Ascomycota; Dothideomycetes; Mycosphaerellales; Extremaceae
Exons: 3
Coding region: 1-1614 (537 amino acids)
Source: RefSeq, a predicted model, not a curated record